Messenger RNA from Cucumis sativus (cucumber), 1467 nucleotides. Its product is annotated as nicotianamine synthase. Gene Ontology annotation, molecular function: nicotianamine synthase activity. The transcript has 2 exons. NCBI's taxonomy places the organism in Eukaryota, Viridiplantae, Streptophyta, Magnoliopsida, Cucurbitales, Cucurbitaceae. The record is from RefSeq and is a predicted model, not a curated record. Gene Ontology annotation, biological process: nicotianamine biosynthetic process. The coding region runs from base 96 to 1121 and encodes 341 amino acids.
AAAAGAGAAACAAAUAAAGAGUAUUUCUUUCAAACGUACUCUGAUCUUUUGUAUUCUUUGUCUUUCUUCUUUUUUCUUUUGCUCAUAGUGUCGACAUGGUUUGUGAAGAAGAAACUCUAAUCCAAAAGGUUUGUGAAUUAUAUGAUGAAAUCUCAAGCCUUGAAAGCCUCAAACCUUGUAACAAUGUCGACACCCUUUUCACUAAGUUGGUGGUCACGUGCAUGUCACCCACCUCCCCUCAUUUCCAUAUCAAUUCACUCUCAAAACCACUUCAACAAAUGAGAUCAAAUCUCAUUCGUCUCUGUGGUCAAGCUGAGUCUCUUUUGGAGUUUCAUUUUUCUGAUUUAUUGGCCAAAUUUGAUUCCCCUAUCGAUCAUCUUCAUGUCUUCCCUUACUUCUCUAAUUACAUUAAACUUAGCCUCCUUGAAUUCUCUAUUCUCCACCGCCAUGGCCCCCGUGCGCUUCCUUCCGCCGUUGCGUUCGUUGGCUCUGGCCCUCUUCCUCUUACCUCCGUCGUCCUUGCCACUCGCCACCUCACCUCCACCGUCUUCCACAACUACGACCUCGACCCGGUUGCUAAUUCCAAGGCGUCAAAUUUGGUGUCGCGUGACCCGGACCUGAAGACGAGGAUGGUGUUUCAUACGUGCGACAUCAUGAAAGUGACAGAGGAGCUAAAACAGUACGAAGUUGUGUUUUUGGCAGCUCUUGUUGGAAUGGAGAAGGAGGAAAAACUAAAGGUGAUCAAGCAUUUGUCAGAGUACAUGUCAGAAGGAGCUUAUUUGAUGGUAAGAAGUGCUCAUGGAGGAAGAGCUUUUUUAUAUCCUGUGGUUGAAGAUUCUGAUUUGUUAGGGUUUGAGGUUCUAUCUGUGUUUCAUCCCACUGAUGAAGUUAUCAACUCAGUAAUAAUUGCAAGAAAAACAAUGAAAUUCGAUAACGACAACGACAGUGACGACAACAACAACAACGACAACGGUUGUUGUUUGUUUGUUAAUUCAGAUGAAAAUGAGAAUGUGAAGAUUAGUAGUGGUGUUGUUCAUAAUAACAAAUGUUCUGAGAUUCAAAACGGCUUCAAUAAUCAUGGAGGUAAGAUUGAGGAAUUUGCAAUGGAAGCAGCUGAAUAAUAAUAAUAAAUAAUAAUAAUAACAAAAGUGGGGGUUUCUGAUUCUGAUUCUCAAAAUUAUUAAGUGUUCCUCUUUUUUUUUUCAACAUGGGAAAAUAAUUUUGAUUUUUCAUAUUUGAGGAACACAUUCAUGGGGAUUAUAUAAGGAGCUAGCUUAUAUAUAGCAAAGGUUUUAUAUAUGUUUUGAUUAAUGUUGUUGUAUUCUAGAGUCUAAUUGGGUUAUUAUUCUCUAGCAAAUGGAGAACUUUUAAUUCUCAGUUAUAUGUUUAAUUUGUAAUAAUUUUUCUGUUCUCACUUUUGGAUGAGAUUCUAAACUAUACAAUUAGAUGGUUUUUGUUAUCUUGUCA